UUAAUUAAUCAAUUUCAAAAAAUUCUCAUUAGGUUUUAAAUCGUAUUUCAGAUUCACCAAAGUAAUUUUAUUAACGCACAACUAUCAACACAAAUUGACAAUGAAACUGAUAACAACAGCGUGUGUUCUUGCAUUUCUAAACUUUUUUACAGGGAAUGUAUCUGCUGAAAAGUGUGCCAUCGAAUAUAAAAAGGUUGGCUGUUUUAAAGACCGGAUUGUUCCGGAAGGCUCCUUAUCAACGGAAUCAAUAAGUGACAGUGAGCCUGAAAAUCGUAUUUGGGAUUUAAACACUUUAGAGUGGAAAGAAUGGUCAGACUCACUAGAAAUACUUGCUUGUUUGUGUGCAGAAAAAGCUAAAUUAUUUGGAUACAAGUUCUUUGGCCUUUAUUUUUUCGGAAAAUGUUGGAGUGGAUCUUUGCUUACGCACAAUAAUCGAGGUGAACGUUCAACAAACUGUAUCAGUGAAGAUUUUAAGAGAUGUAAUGAUUCCUCUUCUGAAACAUGCGUUGGUAAAACAAAUACAAACUAUAUUUACAGCUUUGUAAAAGAUGAAAAGUAUUCUGCAAAUGGAUAUUGGAGUGAGUGGAGCCAAUGGACAGAAUGCAGUGCUACAUGCGAUGGAGGUGUUAGGUCUAGAAGUCGCACAUGUAAUACUCCCAAAAAGGUUGGUGCUUAUUGUGAUGGAAAAGAAGAAGAAAACGAACCCUGUAAUGAAGAGGUUUGCACAUCUAAAUGCACUAAGCAGAUAGAAAUUGGAAUUUUAUUGGAUGCUUCAACAAGUGUCACAUUAUCUAAUUGGAAAAAAACAAUAGAUUUUGUUCAAGAUUUUUCUAAACAGUUCAAAAUGGGUCCAACUGGUGUGCGAUUUGCUCUUAUUGAUUUUUCUGAUGAUGCCAUACUUCAAAUUAGUAUUUCAGAUCCCAGAUUUUGGGAUCAGGAAACUUUUGGUGAAAAAGUCUCCAGCAUUGAAUACUCACAAGGAAAAACAAGAACUGAUUUAGCUCUCGAAGUAGCUCGAAAACAUGUAUUUUGUAAUGAAUGUGGUUUGCGGCAUAAUACUCCCAGGUUGCUCAUAGUUUUAACAGAUGGUCAAAGUACUUUUCCAAAAUUAACACAGUUUGAAGCCCAACUUAUCAAGGCUGAGAACAAUUUAACCAUAAUAUCUGUUGGAGUUAGUGACCAGGUUGACAUAGAAGAGCUGAAGAGUCUAGCUACAGACAGAGACCAUGUGUUCUUAUUAAAUGGUUACAGCUAUUUAAAUGAUAAAAUUAACAAAUUACUGAAAGUAUCAUGUAUUAGUAAACAAAAAUCUCCUAUUAAUGGUGGUUGGGGAAACUGGAGUGAGUGGACAGAGUGUAGCGCCAGCUGCAACGGUGGUAUUAGAAUUCGUGAACGACUUUGCAAUAACCCACUACCCCAAAAUGGAGGUAUUGAGUGUAUAGGAGAAGGCGAGGAAGAAAGAGCUUGCAAUGAAGAGAUCUGUGAGCCUGCUUGUACUUCUGAAAUGGAGAUAGCAAUUUUAUUGGACGCUUCAAGUAGUGUUACUUUGAAUAAUUGGGAGAAAACACUAGAAUUUGUUCAAGAUUUUUCAAAAGAAUUUAAAAUGGGCUCUACUGGCAUUCGAUUUGCUGUUAUUGACUUUUCAGAUGCUGCCACACUUCAAAUUGAUAUUUUAGAUCCGAGUUUAUGGAGUAAUGAAGCUUUUAAUGAAAAAAUCAGCAACAUCGAAUAUUCUAUGGGUAAAACAAGAACUGACUUGGCGCUUAAAUUAGCUCGUGAAAAAGUAUUUUGCAGGGAAUGUGGUUUGAGAGUCAAUGUUCCAAAACUGGUUAUAGUUGUAACAGAUGGUCGAAGUACAUUUCCGUUUUUAACACUGCCUGAAGCUCGUCUCAUAAAGAACCAAGCAAGCGUAAUAUGCAUGGGAGUUGGAGAUGAAGUUGAUAUAAAUGAGCUAAACACUAUGGCUACUGACAAAAAUCAUGUUUUUUUAUUGAAUGGUUAUAGAUAUAUCAAUGAUAAAGUCAACCAGAUACUGAAAAUGUCAUGCAAACGAAAAAGUUAAGAAAUAAUUCGGAUGGUUGUUUUGAAUUUUCAAAAAAAGUUUUAAAAAGAAGUUUCAUAUUUUAAUAUCAGAAGAUAAUAAAGAAUAUGAUGUCAUGCAUAAAUUAUAUUAAAUUAUUUGAUUUUUAAAUGUUUUUUUUGAA
Hydra vulgaris (swiftwater hydra) is the source of this 2204-nucleotide messenger RNA. RefSeq names its product collagen alpha-1(XII) chain. NCBI's taxonomy places the organism in Eukaryota, Metazoa, Cnidaria, Hydrozoa, Anthoathecata, Hydridae. The record is from RefSeq and is a predicted model, not a curated record.